CAACGUUCUCCACAACUGCGAGAUCAGUCAGAAGAGUGAUUUGAACAUCAUGAUAAAAGUCUGAUCAACUCCAGCAUUGCUCGUUCAUAUUCCAAAUUCCAACAAGAAUAACGACGUGUUUGGACUACUGAAUGGCAUAAAAUUGAUCAAACUGCAAAGUUUUUACGGAAUCUGCAAACAUUCCCUGGACGUGUAGAUGGAUAGCAACUUGGACAAACUGCCUUGCCUACCUGACGGGGAGAGUUUUCACGAUAGCCUUUAUUGCGAGAAGUGCCAGUGUUUCCUGUGUGAGCCGUGUUGGCCGCAUGCAGUGUUCGUUCAGGAUGGAUACAGUCUUCCGCUGGCUGUCGCCAGCUUGCCAGAUAUCUUGGCGUUUCACAACGACAAUCCACUGCAAAAUGUCGGCCUGUCUCCGGAGAACAGCGCAAGUACAUUCCCGUUGGUCAUUGCCCGUACGACCAUCCUUGCGCAGACGGUGUUCGGGCCGUUUAUCGCGCCUGUAUGCGAUGCCGGUGCAGCGCAUUCGCGGACAUUGCAUCGGCCGACGGACAGUGUGUGACGUUCGCUGUGGGUAAUGAUCGUUGGUGCAACUGGAUGAAGUUGGUCAGGACGGUUGACCACGGCCAACACAACCUCCGCGUCUUCAUCCGGGAACAGAAGGUGUUCUUCGUCGCCGUUAAGGUCAUUCUUCCGGGAGAAGAACUCACAUUGGCACUGCCUCAAACUGACCGGAAGGAAAUCAUCGACGAGCAUGUGAAUUACGUAGCAGUGCCUAUGGAUUGUGUGAGCAUCGCUGACGUGAUGGAUAAUGGCCGCACUAUAAAACGCGAGCACGAUGCGAACGAAAGGCCGGUGGAAAUUACGCUGAGUGUGCCUGCUUCCUGUUUCUCCCCGGCCGUACAACCUGUGGUGCAGUACGAUCCGCUUGAUCUUCUACCACAAUCCCAGCCGCAACUCCUUGAACAAAAUCAACAACCGGCAUCUGCGCCACAGUCCUCGUUGCCCGUUGAACCAAUUGCAAGUCAACUGCAGCAGCUCCUAGCGGCACCGGAGCCGACGUUGCGGACUUUCCAGCGAGAAGAUUCUCCUGAAUAUCCAUUCUCUUCCAACUUCCCUCCUUUUCCACCCACGGUUAUAAUGGCGCAGACAACUGCACUUCCGACGACUGUUAGUUGCGAGGAAAAGGCCGCUGGUGUUGCAUCGCAGUCACGUGUAUAUUUCCUUCGCUCACGUAAGGUGCAACGCGCCAGCUUAGCGUACAAAGCCGUGGAUACUUCCGAUUGCGAAGCCAGUGAUGAGGAUUUCAAGUUAUCUGCGGCUGACUCUUCGUCCUCAUCCGGAUCGGAUUGUUGCAGUGAAUUAGAAACAGAUUCGACAGAAACGGAGGAACACCAUGCCAAAGGGCGACGCUUGCGGAUUCAUACAACAAACGAAACGAACGGAGGAGCUGGAAAAAGAGGCAGGAAACGAAGGACGGACGGCGCCACACCGAAAAUGAUACGAAUCAAGAGAUUUUCAGCAUUAAGGUCAAUGAAAACGCAGAAAACUACAUUCAGUGCUAGUUUUCGGGAAGCCAGAGAGCAGCAGCUGAAGGCCGUGAUUGCGGCGAAUCCCUUCCAGUAUUCCGCCGGAGAGCAGCGUUUGCAAGCGUAUUCCACCGCUGCGGCCAUGCUGCCGGCCGACGUGGUAUCGCAUAAGAAGCUGCCGAUCGAUGGACGCAUGCUGCAAAUGAUAACGGAAAGCCGGUUGCGUCAGUUCACAGAAGCCGAAAGCAGUGAUCGGAUCGUUAAAAUGUCUGCAGAAUACGUUGCCCUGAUGAAACAACUUGUUGAAUUACGCGGAGGCUUGAGAAAUGACGAAAGAAUACGAAAACUGAAGGUGGUCGUUAAAGCUAAUCCGUACCAGUAUUCCUCAGCUAGUGAGCGUCGUGCAGCGUGGAGAGCGGCAUGGCAGUCGUAUCUGGACGAGGAGGACUGCUCUCAGGAGGCCGGGAAGUCGCAUUCUGACCACUUCUCGAAAUACGUGCAGAAUCACUUGGACGACUAUCCCAAACUGCUGGAUAGCUACGAUGACGCUUCCGCCGACGACAACCAGCGCGAAUAUAUGCAGCUCAUGCGAGAGAUUGCGAAAAUGGCGGGAAAGAAUUGUGGUGAUGAUUUGGAUGGCGUGACUAAGCAAAAACCCGUGAAUGCAGCUGGUGCAAAGAAAAAAACCACCCCGCUCAUCAGACCGCAUCCUACUAAGAAGGGCUACCAACACGAUAGAUUUUUCCCCAGCUACACGUACCGUUUCGUGUGUUGGGAGUGUUCGUUGCAUUUCCAGGACGAGAAUUUACUGAAAUUGCACAAGUUGCAGCACACUGAUUCAGCCAGUGAAACUGCCGGCUCGCGGGAUUGUCCAGUGUGUGACGAAUCGUUCAGCAAGCUGCCGAAUUUAUUCAGGCAUAUCCUGGAUCACGGAGUUCCCGCCGCGCAGAUCACGCAUUUUAUCGCGACGGCUGACCCCAGUAUCAUGUGCUUCGCGGGUCCAACGGCCGCUCCCAUGGAUGUGCUGCCACAAAGCCACGACACACACGACGUGUGCUUCAUGUACAGUUGCGGAGUGAAGUACUGCGGGCUGCGAUUCUGCACGGAGACAUUGUGCGAUCUGCACCAACUCGGUCACAACGUGCCGGAUGACUAUCAGGGCGAUGUUGUCUGCGUUGCAUGCAACUUCCGCGCAGAGAAUGCGAGGGAGUUGCUAAAACACGUCGGGCGGCAUGGAGCGAAACUGAACGAUCGGAAAUUGUGCCGUGUGGGUGGAGAAUUUAUGGAGCACAUGGUGGAGCAUGUCCAGAAUAUGCACAAGGACCAAUAUCUUAAGUACGAAGCGUGCUUAACGCUUUCCUGUGAUCAGUGCGAGAAACGGUUUCGGACGCCGGAACAUAUCGCCACCCAUAAAAGCAUGACACACAACAGAAAAGGCGCGCGGUGCCUGGUUUGCGGCACACCCUUCGCAUCAUAUCACGGUUUGGUGGUUCACAUAAAAAAGGAGCACAAGGCGGGCAGCGAUUUCACCUGCUUCACCUGCCAGAAAAGCUACCGGACAUAUACGCAGUUGUCUAACCAUGCGAGGAGCCACGGACAGAUCCUCAUUUGUGAUGUGUGCGGAGCAGUGUGUCCUAAUCGGAAGCGUUUGGCUUAUCAUCAAUUAACCCACCAAGCUGACUAUUCCUUCAAGUGUGAUUUGUGCGGGAAGACGUUCAAGCGACAUUGCAACCUGAAUCAGCAUAAAGUCGUCGUGCACACGGAUAAAGUGCGGAAGAAGCGCAAAGCCCAGCGAGAGGAAAUGCGCCGGAAGGGAGUGGUCAGCGAGUACAAAUGCCCGCGACGGAGGAUGCUCUACGAAGAGUUUCCGUAUAAAUGCGAGGAAUGCCGGCUCGGUUGGAUGCUGCUGGGCAAUCUACAGCAGCAUCAGCGGAAGAAACAUUCCCACAGUGACGCCACUGUACAAAGAAGUACUACGCAGUACUGUUCUUGCAGCAGCUAAAUCGGCCGAGAAUGAUAACGAUGUCAAGCUGCCGGAGUAUUAAUUGCCAUUGGUAUAAUUCUUCCGGAUAUUACAUUGGUUUUGAAGCUUCACUUGUCUCCAGACUGCAAUUUAUAUAAAUAUUGUACAUAUAUAUCUAGAUCUUUCUCACUUUCUGCAUAAUAUAAUAAUUUUUCUUUCGGAUUGU
Molecule: messenger RNA, 3715 nt
Organism: Paramacrobiotus metropolitanus
Lineage: Eukaryota; Metazoa; Tardigrada; Eutardigrada; Parachela; Macrobiotidae
Exons: 9
Coding region: 502-3528 (1008 amino acids)
Cellular component (GO): nucleus
Source: RefSeq, a predicted model, not a curated record